AUGCUUCAGCUGCACUUGAAUCAUGACAUGACUCUGACAGAGUUUAAGUUCAUCUUCUACAUGGAGUGGGGUCACCGCAUGUGGGGCUGGUUGGUUGGAUUAGCAUACAUUUUUCCUACAGUAUAUUUCUGGAAAAGAGGCUACUUCAGCCACUCCAUGAAGGCUCGUGUUCUGGGCCUGUGUGGCUUUGUCGUCUUCCAGGGUCUUCUUGGAUGGUACAUGGUGAAGAGUGGUCUGGAGGAGAAACCCGAAUCACACGACAUUCCCCGUGUCAGUCAGUACAGGCUGGCGGCUCAUCUGGGCUCCGCUCUGCUGCUGUACUGCUCCAGUCUCUGGACGGGACUCACUCUCAUGCUGCCUGCCAACAAGAUUCCCGACAGCAGGAAUUUGCUGCAGUUAAGGAGGUUUGCCAAGGUUACAGGCGGCCUGGUCUUCCUCACGGCUCUCUCAGGUGCUUUUGUCGCUGGACUGGAUGCGGGUUUGGUUUAUAACUCCUUCCCAAAGAUGGGCGAGCACUGGAUCCCUGAUGAUCUUCUGGCUUUUUCCCCAGCCAUCAAGAAUGUGUUUGAAAAUCCCACCAUGGUUUAGUUUGACCAUCGUAUUCUGGGCAUCGCCUCACUGUCAGCCAUCACAGGACUCUACCUGUUCUCCAGACGAGUCCAUCUGCCCAGACGGGUGAAGAUCGCGAUCGGCUGUCUCACAGCCAUGGCCUAUACACAAGUGGCUCUGGGUAUUAGCACCCUGCUGCUCUAUGUUCCCACGCCGCUGGCAGCCACACAUCAGUCCGGAUCAGUGGCACUACUCACCUUCGCCAUCUGGGUCUUGGCUGAGCUGCGAAAAGUGGUCAAGUAG
Messenger RNA from Sinocyclocheilus grahami, 852 nucleotides. RefSeq names its product cytochrome c oxidase assembly homolog 15 (yeast) (gene cox15). The record is from RefSeq and is a predicted model, not a curated record. Gene Ontology annotation, biological process: heme A biosynthetic process. Gene Ontology annotation, cellular component: mitochondrial inner membrane. Gene Ontology annotation, molecular function: oxidoreductase activity, acting on NAD(P)H, heme protein as acceptor. Lineage: Eukaryota; Metazoa; Chordata; Actinopteri; Cypriniformes; Cyprinidae.